This is a messenger RNA of Ostreococcus tauri, 387 nucleotides long. Its product is annotated as unnamed product. The record is from RefSeq and is a predicted model, not a curated record. Lineage: Eukaryota; Viridiplantae; Chlorophyta; Mamiellophyceae; Mamiellales; Bathycoccaceae. The coding region runs from base 1 to 387 and encodes 128 amino acids. The transcript has a single exon.
AUGUUCCGCGAGUGGGCGAAUAAAAUUUACGGCGCCUCGAACGCGCCGUCGAGCGCGCCGAACGCGCGCGCGCGCGGACGAGACGGCGGAAAGACGAACGACGGGAAAUCGACAUCCGCGUCAGCAACGGUGGAACCGAGAACGUUCGCCGACCGGUGGAUGAUGUCGUGGACGGACGACGACGUGACGUUUCUGGGAGAAGAUCCCUACGGUGAUUGCGCCGGGAACAUCUUCGCGCAAGCGGCGGUGGAGAGUCGCCGACGGAGCGAAGACGCGGGGAGCGCGCCGAGGAACAGCGUGGACGAGGGCGACCGGAGACGUUCGUCGAGCGGCGCGAGCGACGCCGAGGAGAAGGCGCGCGCGUUCUUUCGAAUCGGACCGAUGUGA